AUGUCGUUUGUUUCAAAAAAUAAAGAAAAUAAUAAACAUGAUUGGUCAUCUGAUGCAUUACUUGAAUUAUCUGAUAUUGGAAAUAAACAAUUACGUACAUUAGAGAGCAUGAAUUUCUCUCAUAUUCAUAUAAAAUGUCAACAAGAAUUGGAAUCAUGGCAUUCAGCUGCUGUGGCACAUCUUGGUCAAAUCUAUUCACAACGUUUAGCAGAUCUAGCACAAAAAAUGAUUGAUCAACUUAAAAUUCGUAUUAUGCCAAGAAUUAGUAAAGCUCUUGAUGAUCCAACACCUGAUCCAACACCUGAUCCAGAGAAAGUUGACAAAAUGCAGAAUUUAUUAUGUCAUAUAAAAUCUGAAUAUAAUGAUUAUGGUAUUCUUGUUGAUAUAUGGUGGAUGCCAUCAUUAUCUGUCUUUGUAAUAUUAACAAUUCAUUCUGUAUAUUUAUAUGAUUCAAUAAAACCAUCACCAAAUCUUCCAAUUAAAGUUGAUGCAAUUCAACCUGCAGAUCGAUCAUAUGUUUUAGCAUCGAUAUCACCGUUUGAACGUGAUAUUUAUGUAAAUUAUCAUAAAGGUGUCCAUAUUGAUCAAUAUCAUGUUUCAUCAACAUCACAAUGGACAUUGGAAAAACGUUAUUCAAAAUCUGGUUGUUGUGAAACAAAAGAUAUUGGAAUUCGUGAUGUUCGAUGUGAUUCUCAAUAUAUUUGUUUAUUAAUAAUGUAA
Rotaria sordida is the source of this 720-nucleotide messenger RNA. NCBI's taxonomy places the organism in Eukaryota, Metazoa, Rotifera, Eurotatoria, Philodinida, Philodinidae. The record is from the annotation of a GenBank genome assembly.